Closterium sp. Naga37s-1 is the source of this 591-nucleotide messenger RNA. The record is from the annotation of a GenBank genome assembly. Lineage: Eukaryota; Viridiplantae; Streptophyta; Zygnematophyceae; Desmidiales; Closteriaceae.
AUGAGGAGAGGAGGUGGGGGGGUGGCUGCAGCGUCCCCUCUUACUAACCCCCACUUCCCCACCCCCAAUCAAACACCCUCCUUCAACCUCACCCCCCAUUUCAGCCGCCCCCCCCGCACCACCUCCCUCCCUUCCUUCCUCCACACCCCUGCCCCACUCACAGUUCCGCGGGAGGGGAGAGGUAGGGCAGAAGGUGGUUCUCUGCUAGCGGGGUUCUCUGCUGGCGGGGUUCUCUGCUGGCAGGGUUCUCUGCUGGCGGGGUUCUCUGCUGGCGGGGUUCUCUGCUGGCGGGGUUCUCUGCUGGCGGGGUUCUCUGCUCGCGGGGUGCUGGUGCUGGCGGCUGGCGCUGGUGCUGGUUCAUGGUGCUGGCGGCUGGCGCUGGUGCUGGUUCCUGGUGCUGGCGGCUGGCGCUGGUGCUGGUUCCUGGUGCUGGCAGCUGGCGUUGGUGCUGGUUCCUGGUGCUGGCGGCUGGCGCUGGUGCUGGUUCCUGGUGCUGGCGCUGGUGUUGGUACUGGUUCCUCGUGCUGGCGCUGGUGCUGGUGCUGGUUCUUGGUGCUGGCGCUGGUGCUGGUGCCUGGUGCUCGCUCUUGA